Maudiozyma barnettii is the source of this 1944-nucleotide messenger RNA. RefSeq lists its product as uncharacterized. The transcript has a single exon. Lineage: Eukaryota; Fungi; Ascomycota; Saccharomycetes; Saccharomycetales; Saccharomycetaceae. The record is from RefSeq and is a predicted model, not a curated record. The coding region runs from base 1 to 1944 and encodes 647 amino acids.
AUGAAAAUGUACAUAGGUUCCUUUUCCUAUGCCGUAUUUAUUCUGCUGGUUAAAGCAACCGAAGCUCAGAUUGCUCCCUCAGUCGUAGGCCAGUAUUAUACGAACUCUUCAACCAUCAUCACUACUUCAUCUCCAUUACCAACAGAGUUGACUACAAUUUCGUCCAUAGUCUCAUCAACUUUAUUACCAAGUAUUGUUUCUUCUUCUUCUUCUUCUUCUUCUUCUUCUUCUGUUGAUUUUAUUACCACCAGUACAUUCAGUGUUCAAGAACAUAUUACUACUACUUUGUCUUCAGACUAUAUUACAUCUAGCUUAUAUUUUAGUUCAUUGACAACGCCAGUCAACACAACCUCCUCCAUAUCUUCUACUAUACUUUCAAAUCCGUCGGAAGUGUUCUCUACCUCUAGUUCUAAAAUUGAAGUAGUUUUAUCGUCAGAUAUUGCAACAGUGAUUCCUACUACCAUUCCUUCCACCAUUCCUUCCCAAAAUACUACUACUAGUCUAACAACAGACUUAACUUUUAAUACAACUGUAGCUCCAACUUUCGUUUCAACUACUAAUCUACCUUUGGCUACUUCCAAUACUACUAUUCCAAUCCUCACCACAUCUUCAGACACUACCUCUGCAACUUUAACUACUAUUAUACCAUUUAAUACUACUAGUAUUUCAAACACUACUACAUCUUUUAAUGCAACUACUCUGGUUGAGACAACUCCUAUUACUACUUUACUUCUUCCUAGCAGUACUUCAGUUUUAACCUCUUUAUCUUCGAUAUCCACUUUUUCUUCUAGUGUUUUCGAUAAUUUUACAACAUUGGUUGUUUCUUCUUCGACUGUAUCCUAUCCUUCUGUAAUCAAUAGUACUACCGCUCCGAUCUUAGCGUCGUCGACAUAUUUUAAUAAAACUACAGGUACUAUCGACUACAGUUCAACAUCUAUUCUGAACGCAACAUCAUUGAGUACGUCGUCUACUACUAAUAUAGCAUCCUAUUUACCUCCCUUGACUUCGAUUAUCGCAUCUACUGAGCCUAGUACUUAUACUACACCAAUUCUAAGUGUCAAUUCAAGCACAACGGGAAUAAUUGCUAGCUCAUCUCAGCUAACUAAUUUUUACAACAGUUCAUCAUACAAUAUUAUUACGAGUCCAAUUUCCUCAACUACUUCAUUUACAUCAACAAAAUCAAUUUCGGGAUCAGUCUCUAAAUCAAGCGUUUUUAUUUCAAAAAUACUUAUUACUGCUUUUCCAUCAGUUAUUGUAUCAAGUGUUAACAGCUCUCAUGUUCUAUCAUCGACUACUACUUUAUACAUCCCAACAUUGAAAAUAUCCUCCUUCCCUAGCACUGUAGUUGUGACGACUCAUCCCUCAAGAUCCACUACUGUUGAAUAUGUGACAUCAACGGAUGAGAAUAUCGAUUCCUUUGAAACCUCUACAGAGGAGCUUCCAAAAAUUGGGGAAGCUGUCAUUGACCUUGGCGUCGAUAUAUUGGACCUCGGAGACGAUUUAUUAACUGAAGCUUUGGAUAUUCUGGAUCCUGAAGAAAAUAAAGAAAAUUAUAACAAUGAUAAUGAUAAUGACUAUGACAAUGAUAAUGAUAACGACUAUUACAAUGAGAAUUAUGACGACAAUGGCUAUUACAAUGAGAAUUAUGACGACAAUGGCUAUGAAAAUGAUAAUUAUGACGACAAUGGCUAUGAAAAUGAUAAUUAUGACGACAAUAGCUAUGACGGCGAUGGUUAUGACGACGACGAUUUAUGGCAUCAAAGGCGUCAUCAUGAACGUCCACGUCACCAUAGUUGGUGGAAAAGAGAUAUGAUUGAAAAUUCUAGAAUACCCGUAACUAAGAGGAACUUAUACGAGGCUGGUGUGGUAGAAAAUCGUGCAAGCACUAUUAGUGCCUCUUAUAUGCUGAUUUUCCUACUUGCCGUUUAUUUUCUUUUCUUAUAG